Messenger RNA from Ostertagia ostertagi, 618 nucleotides. The record is from the annotation of a GenBank genome assembly. Lineage: Eukaryota; Metazoa; Nematoda; Chromadorea; Rhabditida; Trichostrongylidae.
AUGGGCAACAAGGCGGACGAACUGCGAAAGCAGGGCAAACAUGUGAUUCUAUCCUGGGAAGAAAGCAUUGGAUUUAUGCCUGGACAUCCAUUGGACAAGGAUGGAAUAAGCACAGCUGCAAUGUUCGCGGAGAUGGCCGCAUGGUUGGAAACGCAGAAGAAGACCCUACAAGAUCAACUCUUUGAAAUCUACAACAAAUAUGGUUUCCACCUUGUUCGUUCGUCGUACUGGUUCACUCCAAGUCCUGCAGUGACCAAAGAACUAUUCGCCUCAUUGCGAAAAGAUUUGAAGUUCCCCGACAAGAUUGGACCACACAAGGUGAAGACCGUAAGGGACCUUACAAUCGGAUACGACAACUCGCAACCGGGAAAUAAGCCCGUACUACCACUGUCGACGUCUGCCGAAAUGAUCACAUUCAAUUUGGAAAAUGGAAGUGUCGCCACUCUGCGUGCAUCCGGUACUGAACCGAAGAUCAAGUACUACAUCGAAUUGAAGACAGCACCUGGCAAGAAGGAAAGCGACCUUGCCGAUGUGAUGGCGGAUCUGGAAGAUCUUGAGAGCGCCGUUGUGGACACAUUACUUCGACCGAAACAAUUCGGUCUUAUUGCUCGUAAAUAA